Endocarpon pusillum Z07020 is the source of this 867-nucleotide messenger RNA. RefSeq lists its product as uncharacterized. The record is from RefSeq and is a predicted model, not a curated record. Lineage: Eukaryota; Fungi; Ascomycota; Eurotiomycetes; Verrucariales; Verrucariaceae. The transcript has a single exon. The coding region runs from base 1 to 867 and encodes 288 amino acids.
AUGGCCGAGCAGUACGAGUUCGACAUCGACCUGUUUGAUGGCGGUACCCCCGGCUCUGCCUACCACAUGAGUAACCUGCCUGGUGAGGACCAGCGCCAUUACCUGGCGCAGUACGGUUCGACCCGCACGGUCAAAGGCAUCCUCACCGACGUAGUGCACGGGCACCUCACGUCAGGCGGGGACGCGGCCACCCUGAUCGUGUCUACGUUCAAGUUCCUGGGAUCGACCAGGGCGAACCGCUUCGUCUCGGCGAAUAUCACCUGGGAGUUUUUCUACGCCGAUCCGGCCAAGCCCGGCGUCGCCGCCGUCGGUCUGGACGACUGGCCCGAGGUGGUCAACCUGUCGAUGGAUGAUCAGUUCGUGAUGGACAGGGAGACGUUCACCCUAAGCAAGGAUAGGUCACUGGAAGCGGGGCUGCAGGGCGGGGCCUUCGGCGCCAGCACCAGCAUCAGCAGCGGAUGGACACGCUCCGAGUCAGGCAACGUCCACGAUCACAUUUCACUAUAUGGCUCCAGUAUUUUCCCACAGCGGAACGCGGGAGAGCCUACCGGGGCUAAGUGGGUCAUGGAAGAGAACGCAACCGGGGAGAGCGGCAUCCCGGACACGCUCACGACCGCGGUCCUGCUUAGGCGGAAGCCUGGCAAACGCUUCAUCGGCGUCAUUGACAUCAAGGCCAAGCAGAAGCUCGACCUGAGCUCCCGCAUAGCGCAGCUGGUAAGCACCAAGCCCAAGGUCAGCCCGAUUCGCUUUGAUCCGGCUCUGAAGGCCACCACCGACAAAUACGAGCCUGAUGAGCUCGAAAAGGUCGUGUUGGAUGACAUCAACAUCGUCAGGUUCAAGACUGAGUUACCAAAGCACGCAGCAUAG